Molecule: messenger RNA, 531 nt
Organism: Acaulospora morrowiae
Lineage: Eukaryota; Fungi; Glomeromycota; Glomeromycetes; Diversisporales; Acaulosporaceae
Source: the annotation of a GenBank genome assembly
AUGCCAAAAGAUAGAAAUUCAAAAAAAGCAACGAACGCGUGCAUCCCAUGUCGAAUCCUACACAGAAGAUGUAUUUAUAUUGAAGGCAGUGGAAAAUGUGAAAGAUGCUCAAUAAGCGAUAAACCCUGUGCUUAUUCCACACGAAGAAAUAAGCGCGGUCCUCGACCCCGAGGAAACAUUCACGAGAAUACUCAAAGCAUAUUGCAUAUGCCUAAUUUGGAAGACAUUAGCAUCGAUAUAAAAUCGUUUAUCGUGCCAUCAGAGAUGAUUCAAGAGAGUACUAAAAGCAUAUUAUAUGUGUCUAAUUUGGAAGACACCAUCAUCGAUAUAGAAUCGUCUACCGCGCCAUCAGAGAUAAUUCAAAUAACGGACAGUGAAUCCAUACAGUAUUUUUCGGAUGAAUGCAUCUCUAAAUUAGGGGCCGUGACAUUAACGCCUUGUCCUCAAAAACAAAACGUUGAGCAUCUAUGCCACAGAGGAUGUGUCAUAAGACCUGUGGAUGAUAUAAGAAAUCCAUGCACCCUCUUGUAA